AAUAUCCAAAUCAUAGAUCAAAAAUACAACGAUUGGUAUGUAAUGAGCCAUUAGCAGAAUUAAUAAAUAUAAGAGAUGGUACUUUAUUACGACCAUUAAAAAUUUAUCCGAUUGGAAGCAUAAAACAACAACUUUAUAUGAUGUAUCAGCAAGAAGGCUUUGAGAAAAUGUUAAGGCAUUCAAGACCAAAUGAACCUAGUAAGCAUCAAAUAAACAAUUACCUAGCACCAAUUGUCGAUGAGUUAAUUGAACUAUCCUCAGGUAUAAAACUACCAGCAACUUUUGAAUAUAAAGAAGGACGAAGGAUUUAUGUAGCAUUAAUAUUAUCGGCUAAUGAUGUUCCUGCUGCAAGAAAAAUUUGCGGUCAUGCAAGUCAUGCAAUAAAAUGUCAUCGUUGCCCAAAGCGUGCAAAAUAUGACUGUGAAACCAAAAGAAAUCAUUAUAGUGGUUUUGAAAAUAUGGAUGAAUGGUUUAAGCCAAUAGAUAUAUCACAAAAUUUUAAAGCAGCGAAUGAAUGGUUAUCUUGUAAAAAUAAAAAAGAACGAGAUGAUCAUGUGAAAAGAACCAGAAUAAGAUGGUCAGAACUAUAUCGGCUGAAAUAUUUUGAUCCAGUUAAAUUUAUGGUAGUCGAUCCAAUGCAUUGCCUAUUCUUAGGUAUCGGCAAGUGGAUAAUGAAGCAAUGUUUAUUAAAUAAUAAUAAACUUAGUAGAGACCAACUUAUAAUAAUCGAAAAGCGUAUAUCAAAUGUAAAGGUUUCAUCAGAAAUCAGACGUAUUCCAUCAAAAGUCGCACGUGGAUCAGAAGGAUUUAAUCGAUUUACAGCAGAUCAGUGGAGGGUAUUUUAUCAAGUAUAUGCUAUUCUAUUCAAGCAAAGAGAUCUAGACGAAGCACAUACUAGGCUAAUAAACAUGGCAAAGUUAAUUGAGGAACAUUAUGGUCAACAUAUGAUAACAUCAAAUAUUCACUUGUCUCUUCACAUAAGACAAUGUUGUCUGGAUUAUGGUCCACUAUAUGCUUAUUGGUGCUAUUCUUUUGAGCGGAUGAAUGGCCUAUUAGGAACCUACCCCACAAGUAAUCGGUCUAUUGAACCUGAACUUAUGCGCAUUCUAAUGAAAAAUGCGCAAGUAGAAUUUAGAAUAAAUUCUGUUGAUAUGGGUGAGGCUAAAUUAUUAUUAGAUCAAGCUCUUUCUCUUUUAGAUAAAAAAGUGCGUGGAAGCUUAAAAAUGACUGAAAACUUUGAGUGUGAGGAUUUGGUAGAUUAUCUGAAGAUGGCGGAUAAAAUUACUAAUGUUAAUGUAAUCACUGGUACAGAAAAAUAUCUGGGUGAGAUAAUCGGAAUGAUAAAUGAGAAUGUAUAUACUCCCGAUGAAUUUUAUCAAAAUUUAAUAAAUUAUUAUUCUACACUAUCUGAAGAGCUUUAUGGUGAUCUUUAUGUAACUGAGCCAAUAGCAAUAGAACAAGCUAUUUCCUA
This is a messenger RNA of Ambispora leptoticha, 1471 nucleotides long. The record is from the annotation of a GenBank genome assembly. Lineage: Eukaryota; Fungi; Glomeromycota; Glomeromycetes; Archaeosporales; Ambisporaceae.